Capsicum annuum is the source of this 459-nucleotide messenger RNA. Its product is annotated as agamous-like MADS-box protein AGL29. Bases 1 to 459 code for a protein of 152 amino acids. The record is from RefSeq and is a predicted model, not a curated record. The transcript has 2 exons. NCBI's taxonomy places the organism in Eukaryota, Viridiplantae, Streptophyta, Magnoliopsida, Solanales, Solanaceae. Gene Ontology annotation, molecular function: DNA-binding transcription factor activity, RNA polymerase II-specific; RNA polymerase II cis-regulatory region sequence-specific DNA binding; protein dimerization activity. Gene Ontology annotation, biological process: regulation of transcription by RNA polymerase II.
AUGUCAGAAAGAAAGUGUCUAGGGCGUCGGAAGAUUCCUAUGGAGAAAAUAGAAAAUGAAACUACUCGAAUUGUAACAUUCACAAAGCGUAAGUCAGGUUUAUACAAAAAAGCAAGCAAGCUGGUUGAGAAAUACGAUGAUGUUGAUAUACAACCAAGUGUAGAUAGUGGCAUUGUUGCUGUAAGUGCACGAAUCAAAGUGAUGGAGCGACGAGCUCAGCUUGAUAACCUCGAUAUCGUAGAACAGAUUAUAUCUAAUCAGACACCUGGCGCGAAUGACAUGGAAAAUUUGUGGGAAUAUAUCAAUAAUGACAAUGAAGAGGAUGUGAAAAGACUUGAAGAAUGGUUAGAUCUUGUUGAUCUAAAGUUGAACCAUAAAUUGAUGAUGUUGGAAAAUGGUGCUGCUUCUUCAACAAAAUCCCCUCCAAAUAAUGCUUAUCAAGCAUAUAGUGAUUUCUAA